This is a messenger RNA of Cryphonectria parasitica EP155, 2554 nucleotides long. RefSeq lists its product as uncharacterized. Gene Ontology annotation, molecular function: aspartic endopeptidase activity, intramembrane cleaving. Bases 509 to 2233 code for a protein of 574 amino acids. The record is from RefSeq and is a predicted model, not a curated record. The transcript has 3 exons. Gene Ontology annotation, biological process: membrane protein proteolysis. Gene Ontology annotation, cellular component: membrane; lumenal side of endoplasmic reticulum membrane; cytoplasmic side of endoplasmic reticulum membrane. Lineage: Eukaryota; Fungi; Ascomycota; Sordariomycetes; Diaporthales; Cryphonectriaceae.
CAGAAGCAUUCUAAGCUAUGAGGGACGUUGCCCUCACCCAACUCCCACUCUCUCUGUCUCUCAUUCUCUUUUGGAAUUUCCAAGAUUUAUAUUUCUUUCUGGAUUGUCUUGUCAUCUUUGUUUCCAGACCUCAGUUGGAACCAGAUCUGUCUGCGGGGUCACAAACAUAAUGAUACCAAUCAUGACAGUUUGUCGAUUCUGCUAAAAUCUGCAUUUGUCUGUUCUUGCCUGAUUUCAGGUCUCAUGGUCACUUGCGCUAGAUUGUUUAGCAUCUGCCGCCUCUUUCUUUUUCCUGAGUUGCCCAGAACGCCUUGUGCAACGAAGAUAGAUUGUUGUCACACGUCACAGCCAUCUCCAUUCCAUCUCAGCAAACCCACAUCUUAAGAAGGCACCAUAUCUACAUGGUGGUAUCGUUUUCACAGCAGCAUUCUUGACCUCAGCCAACACACCAGCCAGCAAGUCGAUACACUCACUCUUCGCUUGACCUUGUCCCAACCCAUCAUCCAACAUGGCAGAAGAGAUCCCAAGCCCUGUCCCUAACGAGCACACCGUCGUUCCGCCCCUUACCACCUGGCAGCUCCUGGAAUCCAUGGACUUCAUGGCCAUCGAGAUCCAGAUGGUCGUGUCCGCCCUCUUCAUCAUCUACGUUGGCGCGCACGCCUCCUUGCGCCGCCCUCCUUCUGCCGCUCCACCUGCCAAGUCAAACCGCAAGACCAAGGACGGCAAGCCUGCCGACGAGCACAAGGAGAAGUUUGCCCCUGGGUUCGAGGCCAGUGAUGCCAUCGUGUUCCCGCUCAUGGCUGCCACAGUGCUGGUCGGGCUGUACUAUCUCAUCAAGUGGCUUCAAGACCCGGCCAUCCUAAAUAGGAUACUGAGGUGGUACAUGUCCUCCACUGGAGUCUUCAGCACAGGCUUGUUUCUCGGCAGCGUGAUACAGUUGGCCCUGGGCUUCGUCUUUCCCGAUGCCUGGAUGGACAGGAAGGGGAGGAUGUUCAAGGUCGACCCACGCAGCCGCACCCAAAGGCUGGUUGAGAAGCCCCGAGGACAGGACGGCGGGAUCGACGCUCGAAAGCGAACACCAUUCCCUGGUGUCGUGUCGGAACUCGGGGUGUCCUCGCGCACGAGAAAUUUCCUGUUCAAGCUCCGCCACCUGCUCGUUGAGGACUGGAACCUGGAAUUUGCGAUGCUGGGCUCGCUCAAGGAAAAUGUCUCCUUCAACAUUACCACCCUCAUCGGUUGUCUUCUCGGCAUCGUAGUGCAGGGCGCGUACCUGUACACCAGCAACACCAUGCUCGCCAACAUCAUCGGUCUGGCAGUCUGCUAUACGGCCUGCCAGUUUAUGUCGGUCACGUCCUUCUCCAUCGGCAGCCUGGUCCUGGUGGGCCUCUUCUUCUACGACAUCAUCAUGGUCUUUUACACUCCUUUUAUGGUCGGCGUCGCCACGCAGCUCGAUGUACCCAUCAAGCUGACGUACACGACUGCCAAACGCGCAAGCAUCCUUGGACUCGGUGACAUUGUCGUCCCGGGCAUCUUCAUCUGUCUUGCCCUGCGAUUCGACUUGUGGAAGCAUUACCAGCGUAAGAUGACACGCGAAAAGACACUUACUAACAGCAACAACACCACCAUCGACACCACCACCACCACUACUACUACUACUACUACCGCCUACCGUGACAUCAAGGCGCCAUUCGUCGAUCCCCGUGGCCAAUGGGGCACCGCCUUCUGGACCACGGCGAGCUGGCGCGACCUGCUGUCCGGCAAGUCUGCGCUCAAGUCCGUUGCCGACGCCUCAUUCCCCAAGCCAUACUUCCGCGCCACCAUUCUCGGCUACCUCCUCGGCAUGGUCGCCACUGUCUCUGUGCUCCUGGUCUUUCGCCAUGGCCAGCCUGCGCUGCUUUACCUCGUCCCUGGUGUUGUCGGGAGCGCCUACAUCACAGGUCUGUGGCGGGGCGAGGUUCACGAUAUGUGGACCUACACCGAGGACGGCAGCCUCGAUGUAGAGGAUGUCGUGGUCGAGGUCGAUGGGAAUGGUAAUGUCAUCACCAAGCCCAAGGAAGAGGACAAGAAGACGCAGGGCAAGGAUGACAAGGAGGCAGAUGGUGCGGCGGAGAAGACCUUCAAGCACAGCGAGGAGAAGACGAAGAAGGAUGGUGGCUCGAACGAGGGUGAGGCCUACGAGGUCUUGCACUUUUCCAUCACUAUACCAAAGGAGGAUGGCCUAAAAGAGGACUAAGGUAUCCGGUCACAUCCGUCAGUACAGGGUCUGAAUGACUUACUUUGUCUGCUAAGGCGUUGGGGAGGAGAGGGGAGGUCUGGGUACGGAAAUAAGGGCUGUCACGAUGGGUGGCCAUAGAAAUUCCCGGGUGUUACGUGGGCGUCGUAGCCCCCUUGGUGAGAUCCAACUUCUGUUGUGGUACCACGGUAGCUGAGGUGGCUGUCAUCGGAUCCAUUCAAUGAUACGGUGCACCCGCAGCGUGUCAGCUUAGGGCGAGGUCCCUGCAGAAGUGCAGCAUGGCAUACCCAAAAUAGAUGAAGCGAUUGCAUAUUCCUGAAG